Cladocopium goreaui is the source of this 3153-nucleotide messenger RNA. The record is from the annotation of a GenBank genome assembly. NCBI's taxonomy places the organism in Eukaryota, Dinophyceae, Suessiales, Symbiodiniaceae.
AUGCACCAGGAGUGGAGUCCAAAGGAGAACGAACGCGUCCACGCGUGGUUCUACACGGAGUGGCACACCGCGACGGUGAGGCGCGUCUUUCAUAAGGCGGAUGGGCCUCAUCCAGGACUCCAUGCGGAGGUCCUAUGGGACAGCGAGUAUUCCACCAGUGAACUGCCUACGUGGUGGCUGGUUGCCGAGAAGCGCGCGUCGAUGGCGUUGCCGCCGUCGGAGCCGACGACGAAUCCUUUGGCGGCGCCACAGGCUCCGGAGCCUCCAAGUCCCAGCUGGGAAGCUGACGAAGAAGUCCCCGUCGAGGCCGAAGGCCGGUGCGGUGCUGAGUUCUUGAAGCCCCCUUGCGAUAUGUUCAAAUUCAUAGACCAUGACAUGGGCAAAUGGAAGGACCAGAGCGUGCUGCCGUCGCAGGUGAUGCUGAGCCAGCAGAAGCCCCUGCCAGAUCUGCCCAUCGAUCGCAAGGAAGCAUUGUUGGGCAGUUUCAAGGGUCAGGUCUUCCUGGUGUAUUCAAACGUCAACGCCGAAGGACUCGACAAGGCCCUGCACACUGCGCUCCUGCCGCAGCUCCUGAGCAUCGCCGAGGCCGCGGCCCUUGAGGGCUCCGCGGCCCUGGACGUGGAAUUCGUGGCGCACACCUCUGACCUGCCACUGCUGGAUCGCAAGAAGCCGGGCCCCUGCACCGGUCGCUUCGUCUUCUCCAGCGGCAGCGGUCCGCAGUACUGCGACGCCACGCUGCCCCCCGGGGUGCGACCGGAGGUGACGCGCAUCGUCCGCGACAGCGACAUGCCCUACGCGGAGAAGCUGAACGUGGCCUUUUGGCGUGGCGGGGCGCGACCUGCCAAUCGAUGUGGUGACUGGAGGAAAAGCCCCCGCUUUUUGAUGCCAAUGGCAUCCCGGGAGCACCCUGAUGUGAUCAAUGCAUCCGUCAGUGGAACCAAUGUGGAGGGGCCUCCUGACCUCCUCAACGCUUUGGCCAAGUUGAUGCCACAGCGGGUGCCUUCUGAGGAACAGUUCAAAUACUGCUUCUUAGCGACAACCGCUCCGCGCUGUAGCUACACAGGCCGCGUCUUGCAGUUCUUCUCCUCAAACUCGGUGGUGGCCAUGUUCAGCAACGGUCGGAAGGCGGUGGCACAGGUGGCCUAUGCGGCCUUUCAAGAGAACGUGCAUUUUAAGUUCCUGCACGUCGAACACUUCAUAGAGGAGAUCCGACAGAUGCAGAAGAACUGGCGUGCCUUGGAGGCCUUGCCCCGCAACGCACGACGCCGCUGGGAUUGGCUCACGAGCCACGAGGUCCGCAGGUGCUACCUCUACGAGUUGCUGAUGGCCUAUUCCAAGAAGUUGGCGUACCAACCUUCCAAAAGCGGCACCAUUAAGGCCAUGCUCAAGCGCAGCCGGCCAGACACAACGCAGAAGCCCUACGUGCCCGGCGCCACGGUUCGCACCUUUGUCACCUACUACGGUGAGCUGAUGUACCUCGAGAUCUUGAUCGCUGGAAAUCCGGCGAUGCCGGAAACAUCUGGCUGUGUGGCGAACUGCGGCUUCCCAGAGGGCUUCCUGUGGAUCCACGUGUUGCCUUCCAAUGUGGAGACGGAGGCUCCAAGGCCGCAGAGUGACCACCCAGCGACAGGCGGCCCCGUGCUGUUGGCUCCGAGUGGAAAGCCAUUCGCACCUCCUCCGGGACUGGAAGGCAUGAACCAAACAUGGAACCUUUUGGAGUCCCCGAAGGACUCGGAUCAGGGCGGCCACAUGGAGCCGGACGUGAGCUCGACCCAGGCCGAGCCGAUCGAACUGAAAAAGCCCCAGACAUGCAGCAGUCGGGCGCCACCCAAAGGUCAUGUGGCCAAUGUGCCACCGGUGCCACCCCCCAGCGUCCCUCCGACCAUCGAAGUGGCCCGGCCCCUGAGAAAACGUGCAGAGGGUCCCAGUGACCCCGAAUUGAGGGCUUUUGUGAAAAAUUGGUCGUUGUCGGAGAGUUCGCGGAAGUUCCUCAAGGGCUUGCCGGGCUUCGUGCAACAGGCAUUGACCCAAUCCUGCACACCUUUGCGCGCAGAAUCUGGGAUGCGAAGGACGCUACGCCUGAAUGCGCCAUUGGAUCACUUUCGUUGGACCGAAGCGGAAGCAGCUCCCAAAUUCGUGGCUGAAAUCGAGGUGCCCAUGGAGGAUACGAAGCGCCCCAUCUUUGGGGCGGAGGCAGAACGGAUUGGCACCCGCUUGGACGAGGCCACCGAUGAAUUCCUCAAGGACCACCGAAACGGCGGAAACUGCUGCAACGGGGGAGGGGCGGUGUCCUUGUUGACGUCCGUUCUUUGUGGCGUCCGCUGGCGCUGUCUCUUUCAGGAGACAAAGAGCUGCCGAGCACUGCAGAUCCCACCAGGACAAGAUCAGCUCACAGCGAUGGAGCGGGGCCUCACAAAGAUCAAGAAAGGUGGCGCCAAGUCGAAGAAGUCCAAGGACCAGAAGAGAAGCGAAGAUGCCUUGCUACCGCCCGAGCUACAGGAGCCGAUCAUCCUGGGAGGCUCGUCGGAUGCGGAGCUCGAGUCCGACUCCGAGGACGGCGGCGUGUCCGGCCACGGCGUGUCCGAACGCGCCAGCGAGAUGAUCCAACGCGCCGAGGCGGCCAUGGCGCGCGUGGCUUCGAAAGGCCCUGCAGGAUCUACAUCAAAAGGGCAAGAGAAGCUGAAGAAGAAGAAAAAGAAGAAGACCGUCAGCCCAGUUGAGGCGGCAAGUACCCGAAAUGAUGGCCAGAUCUACCUCUCCCAGCUUCCUUUCUCCGUCAGCGAAGAGGUGCUACGGAAGGAUUUCGAGAAGUUCGGCGAAGUGAGCCGCUUCUUCUUCCACAGGAAUGCCAGCAACAAGCCUGCUGGCACCGCCUGCCUUUUCUACAAAGACCCUGCUGUGGCUGACAAGGUUCUUCUUCUGGACGGCAUCGACUACAAGGGCCGCGCCAUCCGCGUGCGUCGGCGCCAGCCGCGCAAGCCCAGUGCGGGGAAGCAGCAGGCGCCGCAGUUCAAACCCAGGGGCGCUAAGCGAAAGGCGCCAGCGCCAACGCAGGACGGAAGCGGCCUAAGCGGCCCGCAGAAAGAGGAGUUGAAGGAUCAGAGUGAAGGAAAGAAAAAGAAAAAAGUCCAGAAGAAGCUGCGGAGCAGUUAA